AUGGCAGUUCCAACUAAAGCAUUUCCUGGUCAACCACAACCAAACCCAAAAGGUCAUGUUAAUGCUAUCAUAUUGCAAAGUGGGACAGAAUUAGAUGAAUCGGUUGACCCAAGACUCCAAAACCCAACUAUGUAUCAAAACUCUGGUAAAGGAAUUGAAAAGGUAAACGAACCAACCAAUGAUCUAAAGGAAGACAAAAACGGAGAAGCAGAAGAUAAAGAAACACCUUAUGUGCCUCCGCCACCAUACAUACCACCUAUACCUUAUCCUCAAAGACUUACUAAGUCCAAAAAUGAAGGACAAUUUAAGAAAUUUGUAGAACUUCUGAAGCAGCUUAAUAUCACUAUACCAUUCACAGAAUCCAUUACGCAAAUGCCUUCAUAUGCUAAAUUACUUGAAGAAAUCUUAUUUAAUAAGAAAAAGUUUGAGGAUAAUGAAACAUAUAUGCUUACUACUAAGUGUAACUCUACUAUUCAAAACAACAUGCCUCCUAAGCUGAAAGACCCAAGUAGUUUUUCCAUACCAUGUGUAAUCGAAAAGCUUAUCAUAGGCAAAGCUUUGUGCGGCUUAGGAGCUAAUGUUAGUUUAAUGCCUUUAUCCACAUGCAAGAAACUCAAUUUAGGAGAACUAAGACCAACGAAGAUGUCUCUACAACUAGCUAACCAUUCUGUUAAAUUUCCAAUAGGAAGACCCUUUUUAGCCACGGCUGGCACUAUCAUAGAUGUCAAGAAAGGAAAGCUAACUUUCGAAGUUAGGGAAGAAAAAGUCGAAUUUAUUUUAGCUCAAUUCUUACAGGUGCCAUCUAUAGAAGAUUCAUGUUGUCUAUUAGACGUCAUCGACAAAUGUGUGAAAGAAAUUGAGAGGGAACCAUUUAAGUAUAUUGAAGUACUAAAGGGAUACUCAGGAUUCUUCCAAAUUCCUAUUCAUCCUGAUGACCAAGAAAAUACUACCUUCACUUGUCCUUAUGGUAUGUUCGCUUAUCGACGAAUGUCGUUUGGACUGUGUAACGCUCCUGCAACAUUUCAGAGAUGUAUGAUAUCAAUCUUUGCUGAUUUUAUAGACGACAUAAUGGAAGGAAUCGUACUUGGACAUGUUGUAUCCGACCGAGGAAUUAAAUUGGAUAAAGCAAAAAUAGAAAUUAUAGAAAAUCUCCAACCUCCGAAAACCGUUAGAGAAAUUUGCAGUUUCUUAGGACACACCGAUUUCUACCAACGACUCAUUAAAGUUUUCUCUAAAAUAACCAAACCACUAACGGGCUUACUAGUGAAAGAUGAUGAAUUCAUAUUCGAUGAAGAUUGCUUAAAAGCAUUCGAACAUCUGAAAAAUGCUCUUAUUACCGUACCUAUUAUGCAACCACCCGAUUGGAGUAAGCCAUUUGAGAUAAUGUGUGACGCUAGUGAUUAUGCCAUUGGCGUUGUCUUAGGACAAAGAAAGGAUAAAAAGGUUCAUGUGAUUUACUAUGCAAGUAGAACCUUAGACAACACACAGAUGAACUACGUCGCCAUAGAAAAGGAACUCCUAGUCAUUAUGUUCGCUUUUGAUACAUUUUGUUCCUACUUAGUGGGAGCAAAAGUAACUAUUUAUACCGACCACGCCGCAAUUAGGUAUUUGUUAAAUAAGAAGGAUGCCAUACCAAUACUAUUAAGAUGGAUUCUGCUUUUACAAGAAUUCGAUUUAGAAAUCAAAGAUAAGAAGGGCACCGAAAAUGUGGUAGUAGAUCAUCUCUUUAGGAUUGAGGACCUGAAACCCGAACAAGUGCCCAUCAACGAUGAUUUCCCCUACGAUCAACUUGUAGCCUAA
Lathyrus oleraceus (garden pea) is the source of this 1800-nucleotide messenger RNA. RefSeq lists its product as uncharacterized. Bases 1 to 1800 code for a protein of 599 amino acids. The transcript has 4 exons. NCBI's taxonomy places the organism in Eukaryota, Viridiplantae, Streptophyta, Magnoliopsida, Fabales, Fabaceae. The record is from RefSeq and is a predicted model, not a curated record.